This is a messenger RNA of Komagataella phaffii GS115, 2454 nucleotides long. Its product is annotated as Nuclear actin-related protein involved in chromatin remodeling, component of chromatin-remodeling en. Gene Ontology annotation, biological process: regulation of DNA-templated transcription; double-strand break repair. Bases 1 to 2454 code for a protein of 817 amino acids. Lineage: Eukaryota; Fungi; Ascomycota; Pichiomycetes; Pichiales; Pichiaceae. Gene Ontology annotation, cellular component: Ino80 complex. The transcript has a single exon. The record is from RefSeq and is a predicted model, not a curated record.
AUGUCUGAGUUGAGUGAUUCUGAAGUUAAAGUUGAGGUUGAAGAGCAAGCAGUCCCAAAGAAGACUCCAAAGCAGGAAAGUUCUGAAUCUACCAAUGGAUCUGCUCCGAAGAAACAGAAAAGAGGAUCAGCGGCUUCAGGUCAAAAAGUGUCGGCCGAGAUUCUUCAGAGACGACGAGAGGGGAGAAUAAAGGCACUAGCCACGUUGCAGUCGAAACUGGAUAAGCUUGGUAUCAAGAGAGUUGAUCAGAAAAAUGCUUUACCUGCCUCUACUGUUCCCUCAAUUUCAUUAAUCAAUCAAAAGAACUAUUUUACAGGUUAUUUGAAACGAGAUGAGCAGAAUCUGAGUAUCAAGAACGUGAAAGAAAUGAAUCGUCUCCUGGCAGAGAAAAAGAAGAAGGAUAAAUUGUCAAAGUCGAGUGCCGGUACUUCUACCAAUACUCCAGACGUAGAUGGCGAGGACGAGGAUGAUAAUGAUGGAGAUGUCGACGAGCGAGUCGGCUCCAACACUAUUGUCAUGCAUCCUGGAACCACAAAUAUACGAAUCGGACUUGCUACCGAUAUUGAUCCUAAAAUUAUUAAGAACGUGAUUGCCUUUCCAAGACGGCCUGGACAAGAGAGUACUAAGGGUUAUAUUUUUGAGUCCCGUAAGGGAUCUGAGCAUGAGGCCAAAGAGUUUGAGACGCACCUUCCUUCGAUUGUGUCUAGCUUCAGAGAAAGAAUGAGAUACUAUAAGAGAAGAAUAUUACCAAAUUCCAACGAAACGGUUGCUAACUUCAAUAAACGUCAGGAACCUCAAGUUGUUGAAGACCAUAACGAUAUUCAUAAAGUUGAUUUCUUGGACUCAAAAAAAUUAUUGAAUGACCCAGAAGUCAAAUAUUUGGUUGGAGACGACGCCCUCCGUUUGGAUGAUUAUUCUGAUUGGAUAUUGCGAUCUCCUUUCUACAAGGGAAAUUUCAAUGAAGACAAGUCAAUUUACAGAUCAAAUCAAGAAAUACUGGGUGAUAUUGAGCUUGUCAUCAAAGAAGGACUUUCCAAAAAUUUGGGUAUUGAACCUGCGAAGUACGCAGAUUUGAAUAUUAUACUCAUCAUUCCCAACUUGUAUGAUAAGACUUAUGUCGCCGAGAUGACAAACUUGUUGAUCAAUAUGUCUUUUGCUAACAUUGGAGUCUUGCAAGAGGGUGUGAGUGCAACGUUUGGAUCAGGUAUUUCUAAUGGUUGCGUCAUUGACAUAGGAUCCCAUUAUACGAAAGUUUGCUGUGUUGAUGAAGGCAUGAUAAUUCCUAAUUCUCAGAUUGAACUUGAUUAUGGUGGGGAUGAUGUAACCAAGACUUUUGCCAAAAUGUUGAAACGAAACCAGUUUCCCUACAAAGAACUAGAUCUUUCUCGUAUCACAGACUGGAAUUUGAUCAGUCAACUAAAAGAAAAGUACUUAACGUUUGAAGAUGCUGAUAUAGCCAUUCAAUUAUACAACUUUUCAGUUAGGAAUCCACAUCAGCUGACAAAAAAGUACGACUUCAAAGUGUUUGACGAAGUUAUGAUUUCUCCCAUGGGUUUUUUUUAUCCUGAAGUAUUCGGUGCACGAGGAAGCCCCAUCAACAGAAAGGGAAAUUUUUUUGACGUACACAGGGAUUACUUUUCAGGAAGAUAUGAUUCUCCCUUAAGUAGAUCCCAAUUGGACCAAGUUGAAGGAAAGUUUUUGGCGAAUAUGGAGGAUUUGGAAGAGAUUGUCAAUCGGUUGCUUUCUGAAUCUUGUGGUUUAGGAUCGAAUUACAACAUGGGAAACAAUAGUAACACUUCAAGUGGUAACAACAACUUAGGGAACACAGGUGCAGCAACUGCAGGUUCUGAGGAUAGCUCAGAUUACAUGGAAAUUGAGGAGACUAAAUUGAAAAAGCAAAUUAAGAAUUUCUUAGAACUGAAGAAAGAAGGUAAAGGUUUGAAUCUUACACCUUUGGAAUUAGCUGUUAUUGAAAGCAUAUCGUAUGCAGGAUUCCAAGAUAUGAACAAGCUGAAAAAGCUUUAUGAAAAUAUUCUGAUCGUUGGGGGAUCUUCGAAGAUUGAUGGGCUAGAUCUAAUUUUAGUAGAUCGAAUCCAUAUCGCCAGAUCACCAGUUCUAUAUAGUACCAGUUUGGACCAAGCUAUAAAGUACAUUACGCUCAAGAAAGAGGAAUUUGAAAAAGCCAACAAGGAUAGCAAAACGGAAGGAGAUGUAAAGGAGUUCAAGAUAACAGAAGAGCAUUUGGAACAUCUUAGAGGUCUCCUAGAGGGGACCUCUGCUGUGCCGAUCGAAAUAUUAUCAUCUUCGAGAGAUAUAGAUCCAGCUGAAAUGUGCUGGAAAGGAGGAUCUGUUUACGCCCGACUCAAGAUUGUCAAUGAAAUGUGGAUCAACAAAGAGGAAUGGAACAUCUUCAAUGAUCGUGCAUUCAAUUAUAAGUGUUUGUUUACAUUCUAA